AAAGGGGCUCCUGCGGCGGCCCCCCCGGACCCCUUGGCCACCAUUCUUACGCUCCUGCUCCCGCGGGGGGGAUGUCGCGGCCCGGGCUUCAAGCGCCACCCCAGCUCCGGGGCUGAGCUCCGGACCAUGUCCUCCCGCAGCCCCCGGCCCCCGCCCCGCCGCUGCCGCCGCCGCCUGCCGCGCCCCUCCUGCUGCUGCUGCUGCUGCCGCCGCUCGCACCUCAACGAAGACACCGGUCGCUUCGUGCUGCUGGCGGCGCUCAUCGGCCUCUACCUGGUGGCGGGCGCCACCGUCUUUUCGGCGCUCGAGAGCCCCAGCGAGGCGGAGGCGCGGGCGCGCUGGGGCGCCACGCUGCGCAACUUCAGCGCGGCGCACGGCGUGGCCGAACCGGAGCUGCGCGCCUUCCUCCGGCACUACGAGGCCGCGUUGGCCGCCGGGGUCCGCGCCGACGCGCUGCGCCCGCGCUGGGACUUCCCGGGCGCCUUCUACUUCGUGGGCACCGUGGUGUCGACCAUAGGUUUCGGCAUGACCACUCCUGCCACUGUGGGUGGGAAGGCCUUCCUCAUCGCCUACGGCCUGUUUGGCUGCGCGGGCACCAUCCUGUUCUUCAACCUCUUCCUGGAGCGGAUCAUCUCGCUGCUGGCCUUCAUCAUGCGCGCGUGCCGGGAGCGCCAGCUGCGCCGCAGCGGCCUGCUGCCGGCCACCUUCCGCCGGGGCUCGGCGCUGUCGGAGGCCGACAGCCUGGCGGGCUGGAAGCCCUCGGUGUACCACGUGCUGCUCAUCCUGGGCCUGUUCGCCGUGCUGCUGUCGUGCUGCGCCUCGGCCAUGUACACCAGCGUGGAGGGCUGGGACUACGUGGAUUCGCUCUACUUCUGCUUCGUCACCUUCAGCACCAUCGGCUUCGGGGACCUGGUGAGCAGCCAGCAAGCCGCCUACCGGAACCAGGGACUCUACCGCCUGGGCAACUUCCUCUUCAUCCUGCUCGGCGUGUGCUGCAUCUAUUCGCUCUUCAACGUCAUCUCCAUCCUCAUCAAGCAGGUGCUGAACUGGAUGCUGCGCAAGCUGAGCUGCCGCUGCUGCGCGCGCUGCUGCCCGACGCCCGGUGCGCCCCUGGCCCGGCGCAACGCCAUCACCCCGGGAUCGCGGCUGCGCCGCCGCCUGGCCGCGCUGGGCGCCGAUCCCGGGGCUCGCGACAGCGACACCGAGGGCCGCCGCCUGUCGGGCGAGCUCAUCUCCAUGCGCGACCUCACCGCCUCCAACAAGGUGUCGCUGGCGCUGCUGCAGAAGCAGCUGUCCGAGACGGCCAAUGGCUACCCGCGCGGCGUGUGCGUCAACACGCGCCAGAACGGCUUCUCGGGCGGCGUGGGCGCGCUGGGCAUCAUGAACAACAGGCUGGCCGAGACCAGCGCCUCCAGGUAGACCAGCGCCGCCCGGCGCGUUUGCUUCUCUUCUCUCAGAGCUGGCGCGUUCUUAAUCCUUAUCCAAUAAAGUGAAACCA
Messenger RNA from Dipodomys ordii (Ord's kangaroo rat), 1498 nucleotides. RefSeq names its product potassium channel, two pore domain subfamily K, member 12 (gene Kcnk12). NCBI's taxonomy places the organism in Eukaryota, Metazoa, Chordata, Mammalia, Rodentia, Heteromyidae. Gene Ontology annotation, biological process: stabilization of membrane potential; potassium ion transmembrane transport. Bases 127 to 1419 code for a protein of 430 amino acids. The transcript has 2 exons. The record is from RefSeq and is a predicted model, not a curated record. Gene Ontology annotation, molecular function: potassium ion leak channel activity. Gene Ontology annotation, cellular component: membrane.